Messenger RNA from Necator americanus (New World hookworm), 207 nucleotides. RefSeq lists its product as uncharacterized. Lineage: Eukaryota; Metazoa; Nematoda; Chromadorea; Rhabditida; Ancylostomatidae. Bases 1 to 207 code for a protein of 68 amino acids. The transcript is spliced from 3 exons. The record is from RefSeq and is a predicted model, not a curated record.
AUGUUGCCAACGCCAGCUGUUUUCCCCAUUCUCUACAACAAACCCGCUGCAGAAUUCAAUGCAGAACUCGACAGCAAAGUGAAUUUCGCUGUAGAGUAUGGCAAAGAGAAUGGAUUUAUUAACCGAGGGGAUUUCAUAGUAGUGGUGAACGGAUGGAAGCAAGGAAGCGGGUUCACUAACACGAUGAGGAUCGUCACUGCAUCCUAA